Messenger RNA from Ostertagia ostertagi, 282 nucleotides. Lineage: Eukaryota; Metazoa; Nematoda; Chromadorea; Rhabditida; Trichostrongylidae. The record is from the annotation of a GenBank genome assembly.
UGUCGCUCAAAUACUGUUUUCCAGAGCAGUCAACCAUUACGUUGGGACCUGUCCAUCAUUCUCGCAGCAUCGCCGGGCGACUGUAAUCUAUUCAGUACCAUGCGGUGCAUAAUAGUUCGAACACCAAUCAAUUUCACCAUGUAUCUCGCGUUCUCGGGCACUUUCAUGUUGUCGAUCGAGAGAUGCAUUGCAACUCGAAAGCUGAGCACUUACGAUAAGAAUCGCCUAGUUGGGCCGAUUCUGGUUUUGAUACAGGUUAGUAGAGCAUCUUUUGAAGUACAU